CGGCCCCGGCCCGGAGCUGGGCGGCCGCGCCCGCCGCACAAAGCCGUAGCUCGGUUCGGCACCCCCCGCCCGCGCCCCCCCGCCCGGGGGGGGCCCUUUGUGGCGGCGGGGCCGGGCCCGGUCCCCGGAGGAACCAUGCCCAGGUCGUUCCUGGUGAAGAAGGUGAAGCUCGAUGACUUCCCCGCCGGCCUCGACGCCCCGUACGGCCGCGCCCGGGCGGAUUUCGGCUCCCGGCUGCACGAGAAGGGGUACCUCAGCGACUACAUGGCCCCCUCGGCCUUCGAGGGCGACGCCGAGGCCGCGCUCAAGGUGCCGUCCCCGGGCUCGCUGUACCCCGGCGGCCGCGGCGACUUCGGCGGGGGCGACUCGGAGCCCCCCGACAGCCCCGGCUCGGGCAUGGCCGGCGGCUACAUCAACGGCGACGCGGCCGUGAGCGAGGGCUACGCCGUGGACGCCUUCUUCAUCACGGACGGCCGCUCCCGGCGCAAGGUGAGCGGCGCGGCGGCGCGGAGCCUGCCCCGCCACACGUGCGGCGAGUGCGGCAAGAGCUACGCCACCUCGUCCAACCUGAGCCGCCACAAGCAGACCCACCGCAGCCUGGACAGCAAGAUGGCCAAGAAGUGUCCCACCUGCGGCAAGGUGUACGUCUCCAUGCCGGCCAUGGCCAUGCACCUGCUGACGCACGACCUGAAGCACAAGUGCCAGGUGUGCGGCAAGGCGUUCAGCCGGCCCUGGCUGCUGCAGGGCCACAUGCGCUCGCACACCGGCGAGAAGCCGUUCGGCUGCGCGCACUGCGGCAAAGCCUUCGCCGACCGCUCCAACCUGCGCGCCCACAUGCAGACCCACUCGGCCUUCAAGCACUUCAAGUGCAAGCGCUGCAGCAAAACCUUCGCCCUCAAAUCCUAUCUCAACAAGCACUACGAGUCCGCCUGCUUCAAGGGGGCCGCGGCGCCCCUCAGCCCCCUGCGCCCCUGAGGGGCCGCGACCCCCGCCCGGCAGAGCCCGCCCCGCUCUGGAGGCUCCUCCGGGCGGAAUUCGCCCCUCCGGGAUGCAGGGGGAGAGGUCAGCCCCCGAGUUCAGCCCCGCCGAGUUCGGCCCCGAGGGGUGAUCCGGCGGGAUGGAGCUUCCGUCGGGAUGGGCGCCUCGGAUUGCGGCCGGCAGGGCUCGCCCUUCAGGAUUCACCCCUCAAAAAUCACCUGUCAGGAUUCACCCCUCAAAAAUCACCUGUCAGGAUUCACCUCUCAAAAUUCACCUGUCAGGAUUCACCUCUCAAAGUUCACCCUUCAAAAUUCACCUGUCAGGAUUCGCCACUCAAAGUUCACCUGUCAGGAUUCACCUCUCAAA
Messenger RNA from Passer montanus (Eurasian tree sparrow), 1344 nucleotides. It is a transcript of the gene SCRT1, whose product is annotated as scratch family transcriptional repressor 1. Gene Ontology annotation, biological process: regulation of DNA-templated transcription. The transcript is spliced from 2 exons. Lineage: Eukaryota; Metazoa; Chordata; Aves; Passeriformes; Passeridae. Gene Ontology annotation, molecular function: DNA-binding transcription factor activity, RNA polymerase II-specific; RNA polymerase II cis-regulatory region sequence-specific DNA binding. Bases 136 to 975 code for a protein of 279 amino acids. The record is from RefSeq and is a predicted model, not a curated record.